CUUCAGUCCGCCGUGUGUUGGUCCGUAUCACGUGUCCCCGAUCCCGGAUUUCGUCGUCGUCGUCGCGUCGACUGUCGUUUUUUUUAUCGUUCGCGGCGUACACGCGUGUUUGUCGCCUUUUCGGAGAUUCCAGAGGUUCGCGUUCGGCUAUUUUCCCGUCGGAAAUAUUAUACUUUCGUUUUCCCGCGCUUCGCCGCCUCGGCUCCGACGGUUGUUUUUUUGAAUUCUUAAAUUGUAUUCUCGUCGCCCGGUUUACGAACACACGUUUCCGACACCCGCGUACAAUAACAAUAAUAAUUAAAAAUAUACAUGUAAAAAAAAAUAAUAUAUAUACAAAAAUACGCAUAUUAUAUUGUCGUAUAAAUAGACGCGACACACCGCAGAAAAGAAGAUACUUCAAACGAAGUAUACCAUUCUACUGGUCCAUCGUACCCAAGUCCAUCGAGUAUGCUUCUAUUCCAGACACAGACCACAUUCACGCCGAGCAGUUUUGCCGAGCUGCUGUCCGGUUCGUAUUCCGAGCUGCCGCUGAACGAGGAGAUCGACUCGCUGACCGACGUACACGCCGUGCUGACGGACGCGGCUGAGCAACAACAGCAACCGAUUCACCAGCAACAGCACCAGCAGGAUGGCGGUUCGGGCCUCCAGUUGCCGAGUUUCCAGGAGACGUAUGCCGCCACUGGCGUAGGGUUCAAAAUGGAAGAGGAUUACGGUCCGCCGACCACUGCUGCGGCCGCGGUGACUUCAGUCGCUUAUCAUCAACACCACCAUUCCCAUCUGCACCACCACCACCACCAACAGCAACAACACCAGCAGCAGCAGCAGCAGCAGCAGCAGCAACAUCAGCAUCAUCAGCAACAGCCGGCGCAUCACCAGCUCCUACACCAACACCACGUCCAACAACAACACCAGCAGCAGCACAACGGACAGCAACAUCAGCAACAGCACCACCAUCACGGAUCGGCGCCCCCGGCCCCGCCGCUCAUACAUUUCGACUAUCACUUUCAGCACUUUCCGGGCGCGUUGCCGCCGCCGUCUCAGCAGCCGCCUGAUUCGCCGACCGCCGACCAAGGCGGCACAGCGUCCGUAUUCGAACCUAUGUUGGAUCACGUGGUGGUCAUGUCGCCCAAGCAACACCAUCAACAGCAGCACCACCACCACCCACACCACCAACAACCACACCAACAUCAACAGCAACAGCAGCAGCAGCAGCAGCAACAACAACAGCAUGUCGUCGUUGCCGUCAAUCACCAGCACCACCAUCAACAACAACAACAACAACAACAGUCUCUACAAGUGACUCAGCCGCCGCCGACGACGCCGCGGCCGACGGCCACGUCUCUGAUGAUUGACGCGGCCACGGAGCAGUUGCAGCACGUCGUCAACAACGCCGCUAUGGUGGACGCCGCCGCAAGGUCCUCGAGGACUUCGUCGGUCGCGGCAGUGUUGGCGCUCAGGGCCGCUACCGAUCCGUCAGCUAGCAGCAUGACGCCGAAAAUACGGCAUUGCAUCAACACGCUGUCGGUGACCGUGCCCGUCGAAUGUUCGCCGCCUACGCCGGACGCCGCUUGUAUUAUGCCGCAGAGGAACGCCACCGCCGCCGUGGCCACUGCUCCGUCUUCGCCGUCCCAGUUGUGCGCGGUCUGCGGUGACACGGCCGCGUGCCAGCACUACGGGGUGCGCACGUGCGAAGGCUGCAAAGGAUUUUUCAAACGGACCGUCCAGAAAGGCUCCAAGUACGUUUGUCUGGCCGAUAAAAACUGUCCGGUGGACAAACGUCGACGGAACCGGUGCCAGUUCUGUCGAUUCCAAAAGUGCCUGCAGGUGGGCAUGGUGAAGGAAGUGGUGCGAACCGACUCGCUGAAAGGUCGUCGUGGCCGGUUGCCGUCCAAGCCCAAAUCGCCUCACGGAUCGCCGCCCAGCCCGCCCGUGUCGCUCAUCACCGCGCUCGUUCGGGCCCACGUCGACACCAAUCCAGAUUUCUCGUCGUUGGACUACUCGCAGUAUCACGAACCAAAGCCGUUUGAGCCACUGAUCACCGAAGCGGAAAAAAUUCAACAGUUUUUCGGACUGCUCACGACAUCCGUGGAAGUUAUUAGACAUUUCGCCGAAAAGAUACCGGGAUUCAAAACUCUGUGCAAAUCGGAUCAAGAUUUAUUAUUUCAGUCAGCGUCUUUGGAACUAUUCGUGCUCCGUCUCGCGUACAGGACAAAAUACGCCGAUACGAAACUAAUAUUUUGUAACGGGGUGGUUCUGGACAAACAACAGUGCCACAGGAGCUUCGGCGAUUGGUUACAAGCAAUAUUAGACUUCAGUCAAUCAUUACACUCGCUGGACAUCGAUAUAUCAUCUUUCUCUUGCCUGUGUGCCUUAACUCUGAUUACAGAACGGCACGGUCUCCGGGAAGCGAAAAAAGCUGAACAGAUCCAGAUGAAAAUCAUCAAUUCUCUGCGGGAACACAUCACGUACAGCAUGUCCGAUUCGCAGCGCAAGUCUUAUUACUUCUCGAGACUACUGGCAAAACUGCCCGAGUUGCGUUCGCUCAGCGUGCAGGGGCUCCAGCGGAUAUUCUACCUGAAACUGGAAGACCUGGUUCCCGCCCCGCCGUUAAUCGAGAACAUGUUCAUUGCUAGUUUACCAUUUUGAAGAACACGACCAUCCAUCCAUAUAUACGUUAUUAUGUAACGUAAAACCAUCGAAGUGAAUACGAUUUUCUUAGUAACCGGCAUCCGUUAAUCAUAUCUAUUCAAUUCUGUUAUACCUAUACGUAUAUUAUAUUAUUGUUACCUACAUCAAUACUUAAAUAGCGUAUAGUAUUGUACGUAUAUAAGAUAGCGUGUUUCAUUAUUAUUAUUAUUAUUAUUAUUAUUUUUAUUAUUAUUAUCAUUAUUAUUAUUUUUAUUAUUAUUAUUUUUAUUAUUUUUAUUUUAUUAAUACUUUUAUUUUAUUUUUUCGUUGAGUUUCGAAAUUUAUCCAAGCCCGCGGUAUAAAGAUCCUCUUAAAGUCUAGGCCACGUAACUAUUGUUGGAAAAUUUGUUUGCUCCCCCCCCCUCUACUAAACCAAAAAAUGAAAACAACGCUAUCGAAUUUAAACCAUAAAACAUUCAAAAACAAACGUUCCACGGACAGGUCUCCGUUUUUCCACGACCCUACCCCCUACACCACUAUCCACCAACAAUCUAAAACCCCGGGUUUCAAAUAUCAGACAUGAAAAGUUUGCUAUUUUUACAAACGCGUUUUUUACCAUGUUUAUAAAUAUUUCGUGGUUUGGGUCAUACAGUUGUACAUUAUGCUUGUAAAAACUAUAGACGUAUAACCCACAAGAGCACAAUAUUUGAUAAUAAUAUAAUGUCCGACCAAUUUAAUGGAAUUCUGAACACUCUGUACAAAUUGUUUAUGCACACACAUAUUAUUAUGAUGUCUUAAAUUUACUAUUAUUUAGUAAUAAAAUUGUAUUUGCCGUUUAUGCGUUUAGCCUACUUUGAUCAUUAUGUAUAUUAUUAUAGAAAGGUUCACGUUAGUUAACUUUAAUAUUAUUAUGAUACAUUUACGCGUGCACUCCAGUGGUGAGGUGAAUUCAAACGUUGAUGAAGGUCUUUUUUUAACAAAUCAGACCGCUCACCAACGAAUUCCCUAUAAAUAACCUUUUAAAAUUUGAUUUAAAUAUGGGAAUAAACUACAACUACAUAAUACCCCCAUCCACUUAGUAAUACUACACAAGUGGUAGAGGCCUCUAAGACACUUCCUUCGCUAUGCCACUGUAUCUACGCGCAUUUGAGUGUGUCUAUAUGUUUGUGUGUGUGUGUGUGUGUGUGUGUGUGUGUGCGUGUGUCGUAUGAUUGAUAUAUAUGCUUAAAUAAUUAAAUAUAAACCUUAUAGUAUAUAGAAUACAUUGCAUUUAUUUAACUGA
Rhopalosiphum maidis (corn leaf aphid) is the source of this 3910-nucleotide messenger RNA. RefSeq names its product nuclear receptor subfamily 4 group A member 3-like. The record is from RefSeq and is a predicted model, not a curated record. Gene Ontology annotation, molecular function: nuclear receptor activity; RNA polymerase II cis-regulatory region sequence-specific DNA binding; nuclear glucocorticoid receptor binding. Gene Ontology annotation, cellular component: transcription regulator complex; nucleus. Lineage: Eukaryota; Metazoa; Arthropoda; Insecta; Hemiptera; Aphididae. Gene Ontology annotation, biological process: regulation of transcription by RNA polymerase II; cellular response to corticotropin-releasing hormone stimulus. The coding region runs from base 448 to 2646 and encodes 732 amino acids. The transcript has 8 exons.